Molecule: messenger RNA, 764 nt
Organism: Gordionus sp. m RMFG-2023
Lineage: Eukaryota; Metazoa; Nematomorpha; Gordioida; Chordodea; Parachordodidae
Product: abnormal spindle-like microcephaly-associated protein homolog
Exons: 6
Coding region: 242-673 (143 amino acids)
Biological process (GO): protein folding
Molecular function (GO): protein binding
Source: RefSeq, a predicted model, not a curated record
CAAAAAUUCGAAAAAAGAAAAAGAUUUGAUAAAUGUAAAUCUUCAGAAAUUAGAUACGCAUGACCAAGAUAUACCCGAUACAAUCCCUAUUGCAAGCAUUACGGCAUCUUCGCAUUCAAACAACUUAUCUUCUAAAAAAGGUGAAAAAAAAUUAAAUGCAGCAAUUUUGAAAAAUGAUGGUGAUAGGAGUUCCAUAUCGUCAAAAUCAGAAUGUUCUGUAAAUAAACGUAAUAAAAAAAAUAUGAGCGAAACUGAAGCCGCUACUAAAAUUCAAGCGGCUUAUAGAGGAUUUCAGAUACGACAACUCUACCCCAAAAAAAAAAAUAAAAGUAAAAAAUCAAAUCAAGAAGAUUCCUCUACCACCGCUUAUUCAAAUUCUUCAAUAUAUGACAAACAAAAAGACCCAAAGCUUAAUCCACAAAAACAUAUGGAAUCCUAUGAAGAAAUAGAAAACAACGAAAAACCUAUAACCUCUCUCGAUCCCAACUUAGCUGCUAUCAGAAUCCAGGCCUUAUAUAAAGGUCACAAGGUCCGAAAAGAUUACAGACUACUAUCUAACUCUAAUAAGGAAAACAAAGAAAUCAGUAUGAAUCCUGACCAGGCUGCCACUAAAAUACAAGCAGUAUUUAAAGGAUACAAGACACGAAAGGAACUAGCUAAUGUUAAUAAUUGAAUUAUAAUUAAUUAUGUUAUGCAAAUAUUUGCUUAUCGCACAUUAUGUAAAAUAAUAUUUCUUAUAUCAAAAUAAAAAUAAAUGAAAUAAA